UAUGUCAAGAUGCAAGCGAAAGAGGUUUUUGCCUAGAUGCGCGAGAGGGAUGAGCGGCCUGGAACGCGAUGACCGAGGCGGAUCAGGCCAAGGAGCUCUUCGAUCGGAUGGACCACCGGUGCUGGAACUCCUGGGACACGCUGCUUCAGGGGUUUGUGGCCGAUGGAUCCGUGGAGCACGCCAAGGAUCUGUACGAUCGGAUGUCCCAGGACGGGGUUCACCGUGGACGUUGAUGAUUCAAGAAUUUGCCCAAAGCUGGCAUUUUGAGAAUGCCAAGGACAUUUUCACUCACAUGGCACAGAGCGAUGUGAUUGUGUGGACUGUUUAUCUGGCCGUGUUCUCGAAGGAGGGAAUAUUUUACUUUGCUACAGGAGUUUUCGAGAGAAAAUUACAGGCAAAUCUUGUCUCUUGGGCUGCAAUCGUUGCAGCAAAUGCCCAAAACGGGGAUCUUGGACGCGCGAAAGAGCUGCUUGAUUGCAUGCCCGAAAGCACUGUCUUCUUCCUGCCCUCUUCGACUCAAUGCAGGAAAGAGAUACUCUUGGACCGCGCUCGCAACAGUUAAUGCCCACGCGGGGCAUCACGCCGCCGUCCAGCUGCUCUUCACAUCGAUGCUGCUCGACGGGAUCAAGCCGGACGAGCUGACGUUCGUGUGCCUGCUCUCGUCGGUGGCCUACACGGGCAUCCUGGACGAGGUCCGAGAGAGGUUCAUGGCAAUGGUGGCGGACAAUUUCGUGGCAGCACUACUGCUGCCUCAUCGCAGCGCUGGCGAGGGCGGGGAGGCUGGAUGACACUCUUGUCAGCGUCAAGAAACGACACUGAUUUGGUGCGUGGGCGUCACGCAGCGCAGCAUGUCAUGAGGAUCAAACCGCAAGACUCCGCAUCGUACGUGCUGCUCUUCAACUUCUACACUCAGCAAGCUCUGAAAAUGUAGUAAUGAAAUAGACUAGCAAGCUCUGAAAAUGGAAAGAGCGAAAACGAUUUUACGCCGUUGCCGGGGAUCGAACCCGGGUCGUCCGCGUGACAGGCGGAAAUACUCACCACUAUACUACAACGACUUUUGCUUGUGUAAUCUGGAUUAUCAGGGGUCAAACUAGUCGGAACAAACUGGAAUGUUUAUCUGAUAACGUACGGCACUUUCAUUGCAGUAAGACGCGUGUGUUUGUAUCCGUCUCCUUCGCAAUGAGUCUCUUGCUAGUGCGCUGCAAUCUUUCAUUUGGAUCCAUCGAUGUCUUUUGCAAUGAGUCCCUUGCUCGCGAUCGCUCUGGGCGUCCCGGCACUCACAGCGCUCUUCUACCUAUGCAAUCGCCUCCACUUGGCUAGGAGCGCGAAACUGGACGAAGAAGCCAGGAGCAUUCUAAUGGCGCAGCCCCGUGAGCGCGCUCCAUAUCCAUCUCCGCCAAGGCAAGCGCAGUUCUACCAAGAAGAAUGGACUGACGAGGAAGACGAUGAUUUCGAGGGAGCUGGGCCACUACAAACCUGUAUUCCAUCCAGGAUGUAUGCGAUCUCACCACAAGAACUUCAAUGUCGGUGUGGAUCUCUCGCAGUAACCAAAAGAGGCAAUGAAUGACGAGCAGGCAAUGGAUGAGCCGGGACGAGCUUUUGCUUCGUUUGCAGUCGUGCAGGGACUUACGGGCAGCCGAGGCGCUCCACGCCCGCGCUCGAUCGAUCGCCCGCCAUGAGGAUAUAUUCCUUCUCAACCAUGUCAUCCAGAUGUUUGGCAACUGCGGCGCUGCCUACCAUGCACGGCUCGUCUUCGAUGCCAUCGAGCCCAAGGAUUCCUUUUCCUGGGAUUUCAUGCUCAUUGCCUACUCACGCAGCUCCCGGUUGCGAGAGGCUAAGGCCUUGUUCGAUGCGAUGCCCCGGUGGAAUCUCGUCGCCUGGAACGUUAUGCUGUGCCUGUAUGCCCAGACUGGGCAUUUGGAGGGCGCAAAGAACCUCUUUGAUGGGAUGCAAAGCUACGACCUUGUAUCGUUAAAUGCCUUGAUUUCUGCUUACGCUAUCAAUGGCCACACUAUAAAGGCUAAAGAGUUGUUUGAUUCCAUGCCUUUAUGGGAUAUCAUAUCGUUUACAACCAUGUUUACAGCUUAUGCCCAGAGCAGGCAUCAUGGAAUCAGCGAUAUUUUGCUUGAUUUCAUGCCGGAGUGGGAUAUGGUGUCACUGACAACUGUGGUAUCAUCUAGCAAUGUUAAGGAUGCAGAGAGAGCAUUCGAUCAAAUGCAACAGACGGAUGUAGUCUCCUGGAACGCUCUUUUGACGGCAUAUGCCCAACAUGGUUACCUUUCCCGAUGUGAACGGACCUACUUACAAAUGCCUGAACACGAUACAGUAUCACACAAUGUUAUGCUGGCAGUGUACACGUCUUUUAGAUGCAUUGAAGAUGCAAAAUGCAUCUUUGACGCUAUUCCAGCGUUGAGCUUGGCAUCUUGGAACACACUUCUUGCCGCAUAUGCCCAAAGUGGGUAUCUGGAUGAUGCAGAACGUUUGCUGGAAAACAUGCCUGCUCCCGACUGCGUGUCGUGGACAGUAAUGCUUUGUGGCUAUACGCAGCACGGCCGCCUCCAUGACGCGCUAAUCCUCUUCCACGGAAUGCCCGAGCGCGAUCUCGUCUCUUGGAACGCAGUGUUGUGGGCAAUCACGCAGCACGGGGAUCUGGAUGCUGCGAGAAAGUUCUUUGAGCAAUUUCCGACGACGAAUCUCGUGUCAUGGAGCACUCUCCUCACGGCAUACGCACAGAGGGGGCGUUCCAAAGACGCGAUUCAGCUGUUUGAUGCGAUGAAGCUGUGUGAGGAGCCGGACGAGGUGUGCUUCGUUUCGGCAAUCUUGGCUUGUAGCCAUGGUGGCAAGGUCCAUGCCGGGAGGGCGUGGUUCGUGUCCAUGGCCUUUGAUUUCGAGCUUGAGGCUACCAAGCAGCACUACUGCUGCAUGGUGGACUUGCUCGCCCGGGGUGGCUAUUUGGACGACUCCAAGGAGCUCAUCCACGACAUGCCUUUUGUUCCCGAUUUCCUGGAGUGGACGUGCCUUCUCGGGGCCACCAGGAGCAGCCCUCGCAAAGAAAGCUUGAGAGAAAUGCGAAGAGCGUUUGAUCUGGAGCCGGAGAGUGCUGCAUCGUAUGUGCUGGUGGCAAACGCGUCCACUCCAAUGAAGUGAAUUGUCACCAAAUGAUUUUGUUUCGCGAUCAACACCACUAGCAUGCUAUUCACCCCGGCUGCUUCAUGAGAAUGUUAACGCCCAGAGCGCAAUGUUGCAACUCCUUGGGAUCGGAGAUGGAGUUUGGCCUUGAGCUUGAGCUCGCCAUCUCAACACACACAUAUCUCUCUUUGUUCUCUAUGACUACAUCCUGCUGUCGAUUCAAGCAUUUACACAAAACAGGCAUUUUUAAAUACCAGCACAAUCUUACAGCCGUGUCUGCUGCAUUCUUUUCCUUGCUUCCCGAAUGUCAAGAAGGUCCACUUAAAACAUGGUGGUGGAACUUUAUAGACAUUUUAUAUAAAACUGGCCCCCAUAUUUGCAGCAAAUGAAUGCCACACUUUGACUGUUUGCAUAAGCGCACCAAAUCUAUAUGAAACUCUAAGCCACUAAA
Selaginella moellendorffii is the source of this 3580-nucleotide messenger RNA. Its product is annotated as pentatricopeptide repeat-containing protein At4g02750-like. Gene Ontology annotation, biological process: RNA modification. The transcript is spliced from 2 exons. Lineage: Eukaryota; Viridiplantae; Streptophyta; Lycopodiopsida; Selaginellales; Selaginellaceae. The record is from RefSeq and is a predicted model, not a curated record. The coding region runs from base 1564 to 3147 and encodes 527 amino acids. Gene Ontology annotation, molecular function: RNA binding; protein binding.